Messenger RNA from Odontomachus brunneus, 2344 nucleotides. RefSeq names its product cysteine sulfinic acid decarboxylase (gene black). Gene Ontology annotation, cellular component: cytoplasm. NCBI's taxonomy places the organism in Eukaryota, Metazoa, Arthropoda, Insecta, Hymenoptera, Formicidae. The transcript is spliced from 7 exons. The record is from RefSeq and is a predicted model, not a curated record. The coding region runs from base 327 to 1958 and encodes 543 amino acids. Gene Ontology annotation, molecular function: carboxy-lyase activity; pyridoxal phosphate binding. Gene Ontology annotation, biological process: carboxylic acid metabolic process.
UUCUUCUUGAAUUCUCUGUGCUAUCUGGAUUAAUUUCCAUGUUGAUAGCUUUUUUAGCACGAUUGGACAAUCGGUCGAGUCCCGUUCAUUUUCGCGUGUGCGGACUAGUAUCCCAAAGAAAAUGACGAGAAUGAAGUAACGAUUCAUUUUCCCAGAGUUCUUCCGGGUAUUUCCAGAAGCAGAUAUGAGAAACCCGAUCAUCGAAUCGUCGUUCACGUCGUAAACGCGGAAAAGCGCGCACUGGAGGGAGACGUCCUUGGUCCGCGGGAAUUAAUACGUAUAAAGGAAACCGUCGUCGGUGUCGCAAGUCCAUACCGUCGCAAACCAUGCCCGCUAACGAGGAUACCUUCAACGAGUCGUUGGAGCGGAUAGAGUCCGGAAGAAUGAGUCCUUUGCCGUCUCAGCACAAGCUAAGCGGAGGACCGCGGGAUCCCGCGUCUCCGCUCGUUCCGGGGGCGAUGGUGGACGGCGAUCCGGAACGCAACGGAGCUGAGAAGCGGAACUUCCGUAGUGUGCCUCGUCGGGACAUCCACGAGAAGCUGUUCAGGGACUUCUUCGAGCUCGUGUUGCAGCAGGCGGUUUUCCAAUCUACUUCCGGCGAGGAGCGCGUGGUAAAAUGGGUGAAUCCCUCGGACCUGCGAUCUGUUGUUGACCUCUCGUUGUCGGCCGAAGGAAUCAGCCACGACGAGUUGUUGACGCUGACGCGCAAUGUCAUCAAGUACAGCGUGAAGACGGGCCAUCCGCAUUUCGUCAAUCAGCUGUUUUCCAGUUUGGACCCGUACGGGUUGCUGGGUCAAUGGCUGACCGACGCUCUCAACCCGUCCGUCUACACCUACGAGGUGUCUCCGGUCUUUUCUCUGAUGGAAGAGGACGUACUGCGGGAGAUGCGCCACAUUAUCGGUUGGCAGAGCGGCGAGGGACUUUUCUGUCCGGGUGGCUCUAUGGCGAACGGAUACGCCAUUAACUUGGCGCGCUAUCAUAAGUAUCCCAACCUGAAGCAAACCGGACUGUCGCAGAUGCCGCGGUUGGUGAUCUUCACAUCGGAGGACGCGCAUUAUUCCGUGAAGAAGCUUGCCGCGUUUCUGGGUAUCGGCUAUGACAACGUAUACAUGGUCAAGGUUGAUUCCAAGGGCAAAAUGUUAGUGACUGAUCUGCAGGCGCAGAUCGCCCGUGCCAUCGGGGAGGGUGCCGCGCCGUUGAUGGUAUCCAGCACGGCAGGUACCACCGUGAUGGGCGCAUUCGAUCCGCUCAAGGACAUCGCCGAGGUCUGCAGAAAGUAUAGCUUGUGGUUCCACGUGGACGCUGCCUGGGGCGGAGGUGCUCUCGUCUCCAGGACGUAUCGUCAUCUCUUGGACGGCGUUGAGCUCGCCGACUCGAUUACCUGGAAUCCUCACAAGCUGCUCGCCGCACCUCAGCAGUGCUCCACCUUGUUACUGCGUCACGAAGGCUUGUUGCAGUCAGCGCACGGUUGCGGCGCGAGCUAUCUCUUCCAGAACGAUAAGUUUUACGACGCGUCCUAUGACUAUGGAGACCGACACGUGCAGUGCGGUCGGCGGGCGGACGUGGUUAAGUUCUGGUACAUGUGGAAGGCGAAGGGCACCCGUGGACUCGAGGCGCACGUGGAUCGUGUGUUCGCACUGUCGCGCUACUUCACGGAUCUCGUGAGAAAACGCGAAGGCUGGCACUUGCUCGCCGAGCCUGAGUGCACCAACGUCUGCUUCCGGUAUGUUCCACCGUCGAUGAGAAACUUGACAGGCCCACAGCUGGACCAAGCGAUGCACAAGAUUGCGCCGAUGAUCAAGGAACGCAUGGUACGCGCUGGAACAAUGCUGAUGACGUAUCAGCCGCUCAGAGAAAUGCCAAACUUCUUCAGGCUCGUGUUGCAGAACUCGGGAUUGACUGAAGCUGACAUGCAGUUCUUCGUUGACGAGAUAGAAAGGCUCGCUGCUGAUCUUUGAUCGUUUCGAACAGUUGUAGAUGUUGUAAAUAGCGGCUUAGUGAUAAGCAUGUAUGUAUUACAAGAAACAAAUUGCUUUCGCUAUUGCAGAGUUGCUGAAGACACUCGGUAAAUCUGAAACUAAGUGAUGUUUGCUUUGUUCUUUUUAUUGACGGUCGUCCACCGCGAUAUUCAUUAACCCUCGUUGGCAUAACGAUAACAACACACUAGAGAUAUUUACACAUAUUCGUACACGUCGCCUGAUGAUUUACAUUUUAUACAUAUAACGUCAGAGAACCUGAUUAUACUUUCUAUACAAUUCAAUAACAAGUAGCGUACGCCAAGUGACGAUCUUCAACUUUGGGUAUUUGAUCGUAAUAAAAAUAUUGCACAUUCGUGAUGUUCGAA